AUGUCACAUGACAUUAAGAAGACGACCGACAUCAAAGUCGAGGUCGCUCUCGCCCGCGAUGUCGAAGCCAUCGAGAUGAACGACAUGAGCGCAUCGUCGUCGCAAUACAAGGAUGACGGCAACAACAACAACACCACCAAAGCCUGGGCCGUCUCGGUGCCCAGCUCAGAGGAACAGUCCAGAGAACAGAGCGAUUGGUUGGAUGGUUUUCGAAGGGCCGAUCGACGAAAGAUGAAGAAGGGUUGGGAUAAACAAUACCAGUCUGAGGAGCCACCCCAAAUCCCAGGCGAUAACAGAUACUUUGACAUAAGAGCUGCCAAUGCAAAGACGGCGACGUCGGCGCUGGCAAGGGAAUUGAAGGGAAGGCAUUUACAGAUGAUUGCUUUUGGUGGUGCUAUUGGUACUGGUCUCUUUGUUACUUCCGGUACAGCUCUUCACGAAGGUGGCCCUGGUAGUGUUCUGAUCUCAUACAUUGCCAUCGGUGCUCUACAAUACUGCACCAUGCAAUCGCUCGCCGAACUCGCCGUCAUCUUCCCCAUCGCUGGUUCAUUCUCUGCCUUUUCCACACGUUUCCUCGACCCCUCAUGGGGCUUUGCUAUGGGAUGGAAUUAUUGUCUCCAAUGGCUCUUCACUCUACCUCUCGAGAUUAUCGCCGGCGCUUUUACUAUUACUUACUGGAAUGAGGGUAUCACCAAGUCCGUCUUUGUCGUCAUUUUCCUUGCUGCCAUUUUCAUCAUCAACCUCUUUGGCGUAAAAGCCUACGGUGAAGCCGAGUUCGUCUUUUCAACCAUCAAAGUCACUGCUAUCGUCGCCUUCAUCCUUCUUGGAAUCGUCAUCAACAUUGGAGGCGAACCUACAGGAAGCUACAUCGGAGGCCGCUAUUGGGUUGACCCAGGCUUCUUCAACAACGGCUUCAAAGGCUUUUGUUCCGUGCUCGUCACGUCAUGUUUCUCAUUCACCGGCACAGAACUUAUCGGAUUAGCAGCAGCCGAGACAGCCAACCCUCGCAAGUCCCUACCCAGCGCCAUCAAGCAGGUCUUUUGGCGCAUCACGCUCUUCUACAUCGUCUCCCUCAUGCUCGUCAGCCUAUUGGUUCCUCACAACGACCCUCGCAUCCUCGAUGCCAGCUCCUCCAACUCUGCCGCCUCACCCUUCGUUGUCGCCAUUGAAUCGAUGGGAACGACAGUCUUACCAAGUGUCAUGAACGCCGUCAUUCUUAUCGCCGUCAUCAGUGUUGGCAACUCUUCUGUUUUCGGUUCCUCGCGAACGCUAGCUGCUCUUGCAGAUCAGUCUAUGGCGCCAGCCAUCUUCUCCUAUGUUGAUAAGCAGGGUCGUCCGUUGGUGGCUAUCAUCUUUGCCUCCUGUGUCGGAUUGUUGGCUUUUAUUGUUGACUUGAAGGCCCAAAAUGUUAUCUUUAACUGGUUGUUGUCUGUUAGUUCUCUUGCGACGCUGUUUACCUGGGGCAGCAUUUGCCUCACGCAUAUCCGAUUCCGCAAAUCCUGGGCCCAUGCAUCGCACACUCUCGAGCAAUUGCCCUUCCGCGCGCGAUCCGGCACCGCUGGAUCAUGGUUCGCUCUCUGCGGAUACACUCUUAUCCUGUUGAGCCAAGUCUGGACGGCUGUUUCACCCGUCGAGAUGAAGGCAGACGCGACAACAGGAGAUAUUGUUCAAAAUGUCUUCCUUCGACUGAUGGCUGUGCCCAUUGUUCUUGUCAUCUUGGUCUUUUCCAUCCUGCAGGAAACCCCUGAAGUACCGACAGAAGCCGUUGCAAGCCUCAAGAAGAGGAAUGCACCCCUGGGCUUUCCUGUCGAUUCAAGGGAAGUGGGGAGUCAGGGCAACCUUUUGUAA
Messenger RNA from Fusarium graminearum PH-1, 1848 nucleotides. Its product is annotated as general amino-acid permease GAP1. Gene Ontology annotation, cellular component: membrane. The record is from RefSeq and is a predicted model, not a curated record. Gene Ontology annotation, molecular function: amino acid transmembrane transporter activity. NCBI's taxonomy places the organism in Eukaryota, Fungi, Ascomycota, Sordariomycetes, Hypocreales, Nectriaceae. Bases 1 to 1848 code for a protein of 615 amino acids. The transcript is spliced from 7 exons. Gene Ontology annotation, biological process: amino acid transmembrane transport.